Molecule: messenger RNA, 249 nt
Organism: Sphenostylis stenocarpa
Lineage: Eukaryota; Viridiplantae; Streptophyta; Magnoliopsida; Fabales; Fabaceae
Source: the annotation of a GenBank genome assembly
AUGGUGAAGAUUCUGCAGAAGAAGAAGAAGAAGAUGGAGAACACCACCACCUACUUCAACGAGAAACGAGAGGGUGGUUACAUGGGUUCUGCGGUUCAUAGCCAAGUCAUCAAAAUCAAGCAAGAAAUUGAGAAAACAAAGCACCCUUCACUGCAGCUACACAUCAGGCGUGCCCUUCGCAGAGAUGUCAACCGUCUUCGCUCUCGCUCACCACUGGGAUUGGCAGAAAGUGUUAUCCUUGGAUGUUAG